Messenger RNA from Malania oleifera, 1368 nucleotides. RefSeq names its product 3-ketoacyl-CoA synthase 7-like. The coding region runs from base 1 to 1368 and encodes 455 amino acids. Gene Ontology annotation, molecular function: acyltransferase activity, transferring groups other than amino-acyl groups. Gene Ontology annotation, cellular component: membrane. The record is from RefSeq and is a predicted model, not a curated record. The transcript has a single exon. NCBI's taxonomy places the organism in Eukaryota, Viridiplantae, Streptophyta, Magnoliopsida, Santalales, Ximeniaceae. Gene Ontology annotation, biological process: fatty acid biosynthetic process.
AUGGAGAACUUUACACUUGAUCAUGAGAUUAAUCCUUUACAGAUCUUUGUCAUUUUUACCCAUUUCAAAGUGCUUGCAGCAACUGCUCUCAUAGCAACUGCAAUUUACCUCUCAUUCAAAUCCAAUCGCAUUUAUCUCAUCAAUUUCGUAUGUUACCGAUCGCCGGACGACCAUCGAGCACCAGCCUCGACACUCAUAGAACACGCCCACAUCAUGGACAAAUUUGACUCCCAGACCAUUGAGUUUCAAAAGAAAAUGAUAGAGAGAUCAGGCAUUGGAAGUGAAACCCACUUGCCUGCCAGUUACUAUUUACUCCCACCGGCCGAUCCUGCCUUGAGUUCUACGGCACUCGAAGUAGAAACAGUUCUGUUUUCAGUAGUUAAAGAUCUGUUCACCAAGCAUAACAUUAGCCCAAGUAGCAUUGACAUCCUCAUCACCAAUUGCAGCCUCACUUGCCCAACUCCCUCAAUAGCUGCAAUGAUCAUCAAUAAAUUUGGGCUUAAAAGCAAUGUCAUAAGCUUUAAUCUCUCUGGGAUGGGCUGCAGUGCUGGAAUUUUGUCAAUCUGCUUGGCUCAAGACCUCCUCAAGGUUCGCAAGAACUCAUUAGCUUUGGUACUUAGUGUAGAAUUGCUGUCCUCAAAUUUAUACCAGGGAAGGAUGAAGUCCAUGCUGCUUGCCAACUGCUUGUUUCGAAUGGGAGGCGCUGCAAUUUUGCUAUCUAAUCGAAAACGGGACCGGGACAUAGCUAAGUAUGAACUUCAACAAACGGUCCGAACUCAUCUUGGGUCUAUGGAAGGUGCUUACAAGUGUGUUAUCCAAGAACCGGACGACGACGGUUACACCGGGGUGGCCCUCUCAAGAUCAAUAAUACAAGUAGCAGGAGAAGCUUUGAAAGCUAACAUGACAUCUCUAGGUUCAAUGGUUCUUCCCUACUCCGAACAGAUCAAAUACAUUUUAUCCAUUAUAUGGAAGAAAGUAUGGCCCCGGGCAAGGAAAAGGGGGGCUUAUAUACCAGAUUUUAGGAAGGCUUUCGAGCAUUUCUGCAUUCAUGCUGGGGGAAAGUCCGUGAUCGACACUAUAAAGGAUAGGCUAAAGUUAACAGAUAGGGAUGUUGAGGCAUCAAAAAUGACACUUUAUAGAUUUGGAAACACAUCGUCUUCAUCGACGUGGUACUCACUUUGCUAUCUCGAAGCUAAGGGAAGGAUGAAAAGGGGUGAUAGAGUUUGGCAGCUUGGUUUUGGGAGUGGUUUCAAGUGUAACAGUGCAGUUUGGAAAUGCAUUACGAAACUCAAGCCAGACAAUUCAAAUGCAUGGUCAGAUAGGAUCCAUCGAUACCCAGUGGAGGUGCCAGAGGUGAUUGAUAAUUAA